Pomacea canaliculata is the source of this 693-nucleotide messenger RNA. Its product is annotated as glutamate receptor-interacting protein 1-like. Gene Ontology annotation, molecular function: protein binding. The transcript has 3 exons. The record is from RefSeq and is a predicted model, not a curated record. Bases 1 to 693 code for a protein of 230 amino acids. NCBI's taxonomy places the organism in Eukaryota, Metazoa, Mollusca, Gastropoda, Architaenioglossa, Ampullariidae. Gene Ontology annotation, biological process: neurotransmitter receptor transport, endosome to postsynaptic membrane.
AUGGCCGAUGUUCGUAUUUCUGAUGAUGAAUGGGAUGAUGGUGAUGACACUGAUGAUAAUGCAGAGUGCGCUGCAAGCCAUCCCAGUGAGGCCAGUAGCUUUGAUGCAGAUGAAUGGGCACGUACCCUCGGAGACCUUGAUGCCACAUCAGGGUCAGAGAUGCUGCGACAAAUCAGUGCAAGUCUUCGACAGCGCAGCACUUUCAGCCUCGACCGCCGCUCCAACACUUCAGACUCCAAGCAACGGUCUGACAGGCAAGGUCAAAGCACCUCUCAAGCUAGCAGAAGUAGCAAGUCACAAGACGGUCUACACAGGUAUAAUGAAAAGUCCAAAUCACUGCCUGGAAAAAGCCGUACUAUUGACCAGCAGUUGCAGACCAUUUUCACGCCAACUCCCAUACAGCUCCAGCGGGUGACCAUAGAGAAGUCCAGUGCUGCCCAGGACUUUGGCUUUAGUUUAUCUGAUGGAAUGUAUGAGAAGGGUGUUUAUGUCAGUGCUGUCAGAAUAGGAAGCCCAGCUCAUAGCGCUGGUCUUCGCAGUUUUGAUAGGAUAUUGCAGGUAAAUGGCACAAAAACACGUGACUUUGAUUGCUGCAUGACUGUACCCUUGAUCGCAGAGGCUGGCAACAACUUACGCAUGGUGAUUUGCCGCAACCCUCUUCUCCGUCCAGGCCCGAGGCAUAACAGAUUCUGA